GUGUAUGUUAUUUGUUACAUGAUGCCAACAAAUGAAGAAGAAUUUGCUGCACGACAUUGAUUAACCGAGCUAAUGCAGCUAGAAUGGGGUUGUUUUAUAGUUAUGUGCGAUUAUCUGAGUAAUUCUAACCUUUUUUGUUACGUUCAACCUAAUGCUUGUUAACGUUCCUGUUGUAGUGAUGAUUUGCUGAUAGAAUAAGAAUACGCGUCAGAAGCGUUAGUUAGCUAGCAUUAUUUUUGCGUGCACGUGCGAGAAGGAACUUAACUACCAUGAUGAACGACAUGAUCAUACCAGCUUCUAUUAAACUCAGAACUUGAGUUUGUUGAUAUGGGUUUAAGCGGUCUCGUCAGUUUUAGGGUCGUAGCCCGCUCCUUUUACAGAAAGACCACAGUCUUCCAUUCCAGAAAAGUGUCUGAUUGUGCUCAGACAUCAGCCCAAACUCCGUUAUCCCCUGACAACAGAAAUGAAACGGCAGAAGACGAACGGCGGAAACCAAGAAGACCCCCAAACAAAGUCUCCGUUCUUCUUUUCCCUGGACAAGGUAGUCAGUUCGUUGGCAUGGGCAGAGGAAUGUUAAAGUACGACAACGUAAAGGAAAUGUUCGCGGUAGCCCAGAAAGUGCUUGGCUACGAUCUAUUGUCUCUAUGCUUAAAUGGACCCGAAGAUGAUCUAAUGAAAACUGUCCACUGCCAGCCUGCUGUGUUUGUUACGUCUUUGGCUGCUGUGGAAAGACUGAACCAUGGAAAUCCUGCCGCAAUAGAGAAUUGUGUUGGUGCGGCUGGUUUCAGUGUGGGUGAAUUUGCUGCUUUGGUAUUCUCUGGUGCAAUGGACUUUGCUGAGGCCCUUUUUGCAGUGAAAGUCAGAGCUGAGGCCAUGCAAAAGGCCUCAGAUCAAACACCAAGUGGAAUGUUAUCUGUCAUUGGAAGAACUCAGGCCAAUUACAAACACGCUUGUCUGCAAGCUAGAGAACACUGCCUAUCUCUGGGUAUAGAGAACCCUGUCUGUUCCAUUGCAAAUUACCUCUUUCCAGACGGGAGAGUCAUUGCUGGACAUCUGGAGGUAAGAGCCAUUCUUUACCAGCUGUAUCGAAUGCUUUUUAGUCUCAAAGGCAUUUUAGGUGAGGCAAUGCUGUCACUCGCACUCUCUCUCGGCUCUGACCAUCCAUCUCUGCCCCAGGCGCUGAACUUCCUUCAGAAGAACUCCAGGAAGCUGCACUUUGCACGGACACGGCUGCUGCCUGUGAGCGGGGCUUUUCACACGGCUCUGAUGGAGCCGGCCGUGGAGCCUUUGCGGGAUGUGCUGCGGCAGCUGCAGGUGAGCCAGCCCAAGAUCGCCGUGCACUCCAACGUGGACGGCAAGCGCUACGCCCAUGAUGGGCACGUGCGCCGGCAGCUGGCCCGGCAGCUGGUGUCACCGGUGAAAUGGGAGCAGACUCUCCAUGAGAUCUAUCAAAGGGCCCAGGGCCAUGGGUUCCCCCAGACGUAUGAGGUGGGGCCUGGGAGGCAGCUGGGCUUCACGCUGCAGAAGUGCAACAUGAAGGCAUUUCAGAACUACACUCAUGUGGGCGUCGACGUGCCAGAAGAUGAAUGAAAUGAUGAAUGACUCAGGAUCAUGUGAGGAACGGGCUUUGAUGUAGAGCACUUUGAUGUGGAUGUGCUUAUACCAAGAGGGAAGCAUCCCACUUGCCCCUCUGCUGCUCACUCAUACACAAGCCAGUUUUUUAUGUUUAUGGUUGGUUAAUCACCUCUUAUCAAGUAGUUGUAAUGCUCUGCUGUUAAGAGUGGUGAACUACAAAGCCGGAUUUGUGACAUGAAUAAACCUUUUGCUUGACCAAA
This is a messenger RNA of Electrophorus electricus (electric eel), 1835 nucleotides long. The record is from RefSeq and is a predicted model, not a curated record. Lineage: Eukaryota; Metazoa; Chordata; Actinopteri; Gymnotiformes; Gymnotidae.